AAGUCCAAGGCACUGUUCCUCCAGGCAAGACAGACGGCAUCUUGAGUCUUGCAGAAGAACUACUGAAGAGUAGCACUACACUCCUAUCUAGCUAUCUCAGGAGUAUAAGGAGACCCACAUUCCAUGGAUGGAUUAAGAGGGGAAGCAUGGAGAAGGAACUGGGAAUGGAAUUAAACAUUUGGAAUGGAUUCUAGGGUCUAUCUAGCCUGGUUCUCUGCCAAUGCAGAAAUCCACCGCUACAGUAUUCCAGCGAGGAAACCAUUGACUUCAAAAUAUGUCUGAGAAACCCAAACUUACCUACUUUAAUGGCAGAGGACGAAUGGAAUCAAUACGGUGGUUGUUAGCUGCAGCUGGAGUUGAGUUUGAAGAAGAAUUUGUGGACACAAAAGAACAAUAUGAAAAACUAUGCAAAGAUGGAUCUUUGCUUUUUGACCAACUCCCAUUAGUGGAGAUGGAUGGAAUGAAGCUGGUCCAAACCAGGGCCAUUCUUAACUACAUAGCAGGAAAAUAUAACCUCCAUGGGAAGAACCUUAAAGACAGAGCUCGAAUUGACAUGUAUGUGGAAGGGACGAUGGACAUAUUCCAAAUGAUUUUGAUGUAUCCCUUUACCCCACCUGAGCAAAAGGAGAAGCAAGCUGUUAAAAUCAUCGGGAAAAUCACAGAAAGGUACUUCCCAGUCUAUGAAAAGGAUCUGAAAAAGCACGGGCAAGAUUUUCUUGUUGGAAAUAGCGUCAGUUAUGCAGAUGUACAGCUGCUCGAAGCAAUUUUCGCAACAGAAGAGAUAAAACCUGAUGUCCUUGAACAGUUUCCUCAGCUGCAGGGGUUCAAAGCAAGAAUAAGCAAUAUCCCUACCAUUAAGAAGUUCCUGCAGCCUGGAAGCCAAAAGAAGCCACCAGCAGAUGCUACUUAUGUUGCAACUGUGUUGAAAAUACUAAAGAUUGAAUAAGAGCUGCAUGCCGGCUGCUUGCCAGAAGGCCAAUAUUGCAUCACUAUGUGUAAUUAAGCAACAUGAUUAACUUUCAGGUUCAAAAUCAAUAAACAAAAAUGUUAUAUGUUGAAUACAUGUAAGUUUUUUGAAAGAAUAUUAAACUUCCUUAUUGCCGUGCUGAGUAUAAAUUUAAAAGUGUAUGUUUUCUGUUUUCUGGGGUGGGGUGGCGAUCUAUAUGAACAAGUGUCAUUGGACUCCAGUUUUCACCAGGCUCUGCCAACUUGGGAAAGGAUAAUGGAAACUGUCACUUAAUAGUUAACUGGCGGGCCAAGGUUCCCUGUACUGUUUUAAAUGGUUUAUAAUCCUCCCUGCUGCUAAAAGCAUGAGUCCUGAGAUAGUUUCUGCUGCUCUUAAAAGCCAAGAAGGGAAUAACUUCUCGAACUUAUCUUUAGAUUUUCCAUAUAAAUGUAUGCAUAGAAUAGAUGGAUUACUGAUCAAAUCACCAAUUUAACAGUCAUCAUACAUGAUAUCACCUGAUGCCAGUUAGGUGUUAUGCCCAGCAACAGAGGCACAUAGUGCAAUUAUUAAACAGAUAUAAAAUAAAAGCAAGGCAAUACUAGAACAUCAAAGAGAAGCUUCCACAUUUCAUCACAGUAUAUCUGAGAACACAGUCUGAGUAUUCAGAAAAAAAGAUGUUGCUGAGAUAUAUCUCAGGCAACACUAAUGGAUCAAAAAUCAAUCACAGAAAGGUAAUGGAACAAAUUUAGAAAAAUAUAUCUUCAACUAAUUUCUACAGACAACAGACCUGUCAGCAUCUGAAAUGCCUUUUCAAAAAGGCUUGUGCUAGCCUUUAGAGCUCAGGAGAUCACAAGAGGUUUGUGUAAAAUAUAAGGCAAUUUUAUGGACACAAUACAUUUUGUUAUAAGUAUAGGAUAGUGGUUCUCAACCUGUGGGCCACGAGAAUGAAAGUCUGAUCCGCAAACCUCCUUCCUCUUUAUUUAUUUAUUUUAUUUCCGCUCCUUUCUGCAGAGCUGACCGUUGCAUUGGAUAGAUCACAUCAACUCUAGAUUAUUAAAUAUGGUUUUCUGUGGGCAAGCAGAUGGCGACUACUGGAUGGCGUAUGUUCUGUAUGAGAAACUAGACCUGAUGUGGUCUAUUCAAUGCAAUUAUCUGAAUCAGCACCCCAAAUAACCAAACCGAAUCUAAAGCUCACAAAAAACUGAUUCGUAACCUUUUUGGUACUAAUGUUGGAGAGUGGUCCCUGAUCAAAAAAAGGUUGGGAACCCCUGGAAUAGGAUAAGACUCUCUCUUUAAAAAGGAACUGACUAAAACUAUUUGGGGCUUGCCUACUGGAACUAGCACCCUGUUUAAUAGUUUGGAUGGAAAGGAUUUUCUAUUUGAAGAACUGAAUCCAUGCUUGGAAUCUGCAGCAAUCCACUCUUCCCAUCUGACUCAUUUCCAGACAUACUACCCCAGUCUUAAUGCGUAGUGAAGGUUGUUGCUUAAAACAGACAGCUAACUCAGGCAACACAAGUGUCAUAGUCUGUCUCAGGCAAUAUAUUGCUGACCCAGACAAUCCUAAGGGCAGGAUAAUCAUGGUUCAGUGUCUUCACACAUGCUUUGUUUGGUCUUUUGUCUCUGCCAAGGUCAGGCAAUUUGUGGAACCUCUAUUAUCAAUCACUAUUGGCUCUCCAGAUAUUGUUGGAUUGCAAAAUUCAUCCUUCAUCCUUCAACACUUUAUUCUGUGCAAGGACUGAUGGGAUUUUCAUUCCAACAAUAUCCGAUGGGUCAGGAUUUACUUUCCCCUGGUAAUGUCUGUGUGAAAGCAACCCAUUCCCCUCUGUCCCUAAUAUCCUCCUCACCUCCACAAUUUGGAGAAGGGUGAUUAACCACAGAAAUAAACUAUGAAAACAAGAACAAGAAUCCAAGUCAAAUGGGGAGUCUGGCAAGUGUAAAAAAUGUGUGUGUGUGUAUGUGUGUGCCUACACACACACUACAUGGGAGAGUCACUCUCCAAUUUGAGGAGGACAAUAAAAAAGUGUGGGAGUCGGCAUCCCCAUCCUCACAUUCCAUCAUAUUUUGGGUUAAUGCUGCUGUGAAAUGCCAGGGUAAAGCCGACUUUGGAAAUGCUCUCUCUCUGGCCUACAAGUCCCACAAUCCCAUUAGCAGCCGAGGAGGGAGUUUAGGAUCCAAAAGGGAGUCGAACUGGCACGCCCCUAACUUGCACAGGGAGCUGUCUGUCUCCUCCUGGUGGGAAGAGCUCCCUUCUCCCGGAGGUUUUUAUAACUGAGUUGCAGACAUCUUAUCUCUCUCAAGUUAGCAGGAGAAGAACUUGCCGAUCUUUCGCUCCUUCCCGAAGCAGG
Anolis carolinensis (green anole) is the source of this 3291-nucleotide messenger RNA. RefSeq names its product glutathione S-transferase A4. Gene Ontology annotation, biological process: glutathione metabolic process. Lineage: Eukaryota; Metazoa; Chordata; Lepidosauria; Squamata; Anolidae. The record is from RefSeq and is a predicted model, not a curated record. The transcript is spliced from 8 exons. Gene Ontology annotation, molecular function: glutathione transferase activity. The coding region runs from base 275 to 946 and encodes 223 amino acids.